UGUAUGAUGUUGGGAAGCCUCAGACUGAGGUAUGACUGAUGAGCCAUAUAACUGUACUACCUUCAAUGCCACUUAUUCAUAUAUUAGCUGCCACUCUCAAUGCCAAUUUAAAGGAAAAUCCACUCAAAAAUAUUUUGGUAAUUUUGUUGAUACAGUCCCAAAAUGUUUUGUAUUUCCACAUUCAAGUUGUCAAGAUAUUGUUCUUUUAAGAAGCAAAGUGUUACUGGCCACAGCAUCAUGAUGAUGCAAAAUGCUGGAUGACUGAGGAAUUCAGAGUCUAAGUCAGCAUGUCUGCUGUAUUUUGAAAGUAAAAUAAAAGAUGCUUAUAAACAGUUUAAUAGACAAUUCACCAUUUAAAUUGUACAUAUUCAUGAUACUACAUAUCAAGAGGCUAUCUUUAUGAACCCUGUUUGAAUAUCAUUAUGGUAUUAGUCAUUUUCUCACCAGCCAAACAUACCCACAUGCAGUUGACUUCUUAAAUAGAAUAUUAGCUUCAUCACACAGUGUGUGAAAGUUGCUUGUCUUUGCUGAAUUCCUCUCUCUCUGUAUGGUAAAGCAUGCAUAUAUCACAGAACCCCAAGGGUCCACUUAGCUUGGGAAAAAUCAACUAAUUCGAGCACAGUGUUGAUUCAGCACGUGCCCAUUAGCCCUUGGUGGCCUGUUAUUAAGGUAGUUUAGCCUGAAAGCCCUCCGAAGAAAACUGCACAGUCAGCGCAUAUGCUUGUCUUACUUUUUUACGUUUCUUCUUUUGCAGUUCCAAAUCCUAAAUGCAAAUGCCCAUGUUGUGUUGUUGUGUUAGACUCUACUACCAUCUACUGUUGACUGUUGUUGUUGCACUGGACCCCAAAAACAUUUAUGAUGAUAUUUCAGUGUUUUGCUGAGAAUACUGUAGAUUCAUAUCUAAACAAUUAUUGGCUGAAGGUUAAACCCCCAUGGCAAAUAAAUGCAUUGAAAAAAUAUAGUCAGUUGUGAAAUUAAAUGCCAUUACUUUCUGAUUUUGAAUUUUCAUUGUUUUAUUGAUAAUGUCUUUCAGCCAGACUAUUGACAUUGGAAACUGUAAUGGUAGAAUGUAUUAUAAUCUCUCCAAAUAUGGAUAUUAUAAUUUGUAUAGUGUAUUUUUUCCUAAAUGCUUGACGUAAGGUGUUUCUCACUUUGUGGAAUAAAAAGGUUACCCUCAUGACUUGUAUGAGUUGCGUCCAUAGAUUUGAUGCGCCCUUUGUGGGCAAUGGACGUAGAUUACAGGUCAUACAGUCCUAGAUUGAUACUACCUUGGUUGGUGGUAGCCUGUUGCUGGGCAAGCAAGCGUCCAAGGAUCCCCAGAGACUACACUAUUAACGUUGCUUAACAGUAAUAGAUGGAAAUGCAUCUGACUCUUACCUUGCUUUUUUUUUUUUAUCAACAAAUGCGUUAUUUCACAGCCAACGAGCUGGCGCGCGUACAGGUUGCAAGUCAAACAGCUACAACGUUACGGAUUUAUUUUCUCCCACACGCAGCCCCGGAAGCAGAAAUACACCUCACUUGGGUUUUGUUUUGUUUUGUUUGUUAGUAUCUGGAGUUGGAGAAGAGGUAGCGCGUGCAUGGGGAGUUGCACCUUGGGAAUGGAAGAUGAACACAUUUCUCUGAAUGUGUAUACGUGUAAAAUGCCGAGUUUUGUCAGCAGAUAUGACGAAGAGACAGUCUGCAAUCCUUCAGAAAUGCUUGAUAAAGUUGAGACAUCAGGCACAGAUUUUAUUCAAGAUGUCAGGGAAACAAAGAUCCAAACAUCAGACGGUGACGGGAUUUUGGAGACGCACACACACAGGGUUACGAGAACGGGUAGUAAAGAAAAUGUUGAGGGAUACAGUUUCAGGAAACCGACUGCAGUGGGUAUUUUGAGGAGGAAUUUCGGGACGACGAGAUCCCCUACGAAUUUCAAAAACAAUUCAGCAGAUGACCAAAAACACCCAGAGGAUGCCAUGGUAGAAAUAGUUUUAAAUGAACGAAUUGAUCAUGUGGACCUUGAAAAGUCAAGUGGCCGUGAAACGAAUGUAAAAGAGCAAAUCGCAGAUCACACAGAGGGAUUAACGUCAUCCGAUUUGAAUGAAAUUGAUGUAACAUAUUCUGACGAUAUUUGUGAAAGUAGCAGGGCUGACGACGAUGUCGUACAGUUAAAGGAACAUGUUUACUGUACUGUAUACUGUAUUGCAAACGAUAACUACAGGAAACCGGCUGACAAUACAGGAGAACACCAAUAUAAUGGGGCGAUAACUCCGUCAACAUCAAACGUCAUUACAAAGCCAUCCACAGAUUUGCGGCAGCAGAGCAAUCUGGAAAUGGGCCACCACACCGUUUCCGAUCCAUAUACCCUACCGAACCUGGUUGAUCCUAGAACUCUGAGCAACUUUUACAACGGGGAUUACAAUGAAUCAGUUGUUUUGGCAUGUCGCAUCUGUCUGGACGACACACACAUAAAGCCGUUACUUUGUUGCAAGAAGGCUGUCUGUGAGGAAUGCCUGAAAAUAUACAUCAUUUCACAGGUCAGGGUGGGCAGAGCGGACAUCGUGUGCCCCAUCACAGAGUGCAGUGGUUACCUGGAGGAGAGCCUGGUGGUGUCCCACCUGGGCAGUGAGGAAGUGGCCAAAUACAAAUACUUCCUGGAGCUGAGCCAGAUUGACUCUAGCACCAAACCCUGUCCCCAGUGCAGCCAGUUCACCUCGCUGAAAGGACACACCCCCAGCAGGGCAGAGCACAAAUACAAGAUCCAGUGCACAAAGUGCCAGUUUGUGUGGUGCUUCAAAUGCCACGCCCCCUGGCACGAGGGCCUGAAGUGCCGGGACUACAGGAAAGGGGACAAGCUGCUGCGUCAUUGGGCCAGCAUCAUCGAGCACGGCCAGAGGAACGCCCAGAAGUGCCCCCACUGCAAGAUCCACAUUCAGAGGACGGAGGGCUGCGAUCACAUGAACUGCACCCAGUGCAGCACCAACUUCUGCUACCGCUGUGGGGAGAAGUACCGCCACCUGCGAUUCUUCGGGGAUCACACAUCCAACCUCAGCGUGUUCGGCUGCAAGUACCGCUACCUUCCUGAGAAGCCCCACCUCCGCCGGCUGGUCCGGGGGUCCGUGUGUGUGAGUAAAGUGGUGGUGGCCCCUGUUGUCAUAGUCCUGGUGGUGGUUGUCGGAGCAGUAUCCAUGGUCAUAGGACUCGUGGCUUUUCCUAUCUUCUACAUCUGUAAGAAGAGACGGCAGCGCACCCAGGGUACUGGCCGUUGGCACUGAGCUGAGGACCAUGGCAGUGUGGUCAGGACCCUGCUCCAGAUACGAAGCCCAGGGAGGGGACACAUGGAUUUGGGGGGAGGUGGGAGGGUUGGUCUCCAUUCACAGCCUGAGAAGAGCAAUGCUUUCCAGUGGCCUUCUCUCUCUACUGCAUGUUUACCACAACACUGUAUGUGGCUCCUCCUCCAGCCUGUGGAUCUAACGGCUCACAGAGCAGUCUACUCCUGUUCCGCCCAACUUACCUCCACAGUGUCUGGGCUCCUAUAGCAUGGCUAGUGAAACAGAAACACAUUAGGUAGAAUGGGAAAGAGUUACUGAAGACGUGUGGGUGAGUCUAUCACCAUUCUUUUGCGGACCCUGAGCACCUGCAUAUUUAUGACAUUAUCAGGGAUUUUAUUGUGGUGCGUACAUACAGGUAACUACCAAAAUGAAGGAAAAACUUGAGUAAAUGUGGGAUACAAAGUGCAGUGCAUUCAGAAAGUUUUCAGACGCCCUUUUCCAAUGUUUUGUUACGUUACAGCCUUAUUGUAUUUUUUCCCCAUCAAUCUACACACAAUACCCCAUAAUGACACAGC
This is a messenger RNA of Oncorhynchus mykiss (rainbow trout), 3826 nucleotides long. Lineage: Eukaryota; Metazoa; Chordata; Actinopteri; Salmoniformes; Salmonidae. The record is from RefSeq and is a predicted model, not a curated record.